AUGAAUAGCACCAGUGCAGAUAGCAAUUAUCAUCAAUAUCCCCACCCUACCAACCAACAAGGAAAAAACACUAGUGAGGAAAAUAGCAACAAGAGAGGUAAAGGCAAAGGAGGACCUGAUAACAACAAAUUCAGGUAUCGAGGUGUUAGACAACGCAGCUGGGGCAAGUGGGUAGCUGAGAUCCGUGAGCCCCGUAAACGGACACGACGUUGGCUCGGUACUUUUGCUACUGCUGAAGAUGCUGCUCGAGCCUAUGACCGUGCCGCUAUUAUACUCUACGGUUCAAAAGCUCAGCUGAAUCUUCAACCUUCAGGUGCAAACGCUACUAGCUCUUCAUCAAAUUCUUCUAAACGUGGCUCCACUUCAUCAUCAUCUACAACACAAACUCUUCGUCCUUUACUUCCUAGACCUCCUUCUGCAUCAUUUGAUUUCUCUUUCUCCUCUUCUUCUACGCUAUUACCUCCAAACGUAUUGGCUCCUUCUAAUAAUUACGGAUUUUACCCUGCCGUGCAAUAUGCUGACGACAUGUCACAAAAUCCUCACCAGAAACAAACUUUUGAUGAUAAUGGAUAUCACCUCGACACUGGAAUGAUGUUAUGGUCUGAUUCAAACCCUAACCCUAACCCUAAUCUUACGAAAGAAGAUCAAAAUCAACAAUAUCAGCAUCAACAUCAACAACAUAAUUGUUUGUAUGAGAGUAACGUGUACACGUCAGUGGAUGCCACCGCACCGGUUGUUUCCGAUCCAGUAGCGGCAGUGGCUUCUCCGGAUUUGUGGCCUUCUAUUGUGGAUGACAGCGAUAAUUACCACCCUGCUCAUAUUUGGGAUUAUGGAAAUGAUCCAUUCUUGUUUGACUUUUGA
Molecule: messenger RNA, 861 nt
Organism: Solanum pennellii
Lineage: Eukaryota; Viridiplantae; Streptophyta; Magnoliopsida; Solanales; Solanaceae
Product: ethylene-responsive transcription factor ABI4-like
Exons: 1
Coding region: 1-861 (286 amino acids)
Biological process (GO): positive regulation of DNA-templated transcription; response to stress
Cellular component (GO): nucleus
Molecular function (GO): DNA-binding transcription factor activity; transcription cis-regulatory region binding
Source: RefSeq, a predicted model, not a curated record